Suhomyces tanzawaensis NRRL Y-17324 is the source of this 1068-nucleotide messenger RNA. RefSeq names its product fluoride transporter. The transcript has a single exon. Gene Ontology annotation, molecular function: fluoride transmembrane transporter activity. The record is from RefSeq and is a predicted model, not a curated record. Gene Ontology annotation, biological process: fluoride transmembrane transport. Bases 1 to 1068 code for a protein of 355 amino acids. Lineage: Eukaryota; Fungi; Ascomycota; Pichiomycetes; Serinales; Debaryomycetaceae. Gene Ontology annotation, cellular component: membrane.
AUGAAUGCUGCCUCCGCCAGUCAACAUGUGUCCGAAGACUCCGCGUCUGAGAAGGUCCCUCAACCACUGCGGCCUCUGCUGGGGUCUGUUGUGAUCAAAUACUUGCCCAUACUAUUGCACCUAGUUAACGCCUCUAUUUGGGGAGUUUUGGCUAGAAAGGGUCUCAUCGAACUUACAACCUACCGUGGGGCAUAUCUUGCAGGAGUUAUAUGGGCCAAUUUUGCUGCAUGUUUUAUUAUGGGGAUGGCAGUGGAUAGUAACCACGUCUGGUCGGGGUUGGUUGGCCCUGAGUACCCCAACAAAGACUCUAUUCCCUUAUACACUGGCAUUACCACUGGCUUUUGUGGUACGUUAUCAUCAUUCUCGUCAUUUAUCCUAGAGAUUUACACCUUCACCUCCAACUCCUCGACCGAGAAAUUUCACCCCAAUGGUGACGGGGCUAAGGAGUUCUUCUCGGUGAUCAUAGCACACCUUUCAGUGUCAGUCGGGGGAUACUUAGCGGGAAGACAUCUUAUUGCAGAAACAGACAUCCACAUUCCAGCCUUUACCAGGAAGUCAUACAAAUUUGUGGAAUUGGCAAUGAUCGUCCUAGGAAUAUGUGCUUACAUUGUCAACUUGGUGUUAUUGGGCGUGAAGGAUAAUGGCACCUGGCGACUGUGGACAUUUUCCGUUCUUUUUUCUCCCUUUGCGGUCAUCCUUAGAUGGUAUCUUUCCAAAGUGUUGAAUCCGAAGGUUCCGAGCUUCCCAUUAGGUACUUACACGGUUAAUAUUUUUGGGACAGUUAUCCUCGCAAUUCUCACGUUAUUGACCAGAGGGGUUCUUGCUGAUAGGGCUCACUCGUACAGUAACAUUCUCAGUUGCCAUGUGUUGAGAGGGCUUGAGGAUGGUUUCUGUGGGACCCUCACUACAGUUAGCACGUUUGUGGUGGAGUUGUGUGCAUUAAAGGUAUUUCAUUCUUACAGGUACGGAUUUGUAUCGAUAGUGCUAUCUUUCUUGUUGGCAUUAUUGAUCAUAGGGCCGUACCAAAUAAUCCAUAAGUCCUUGUCCAAUCCCAUUUGUUCCAGCUAA